UUACAGAUGGCCUUGUGUUCCAAUUAACUGUCCUUUUUAAAACUGGGCUACUUUGGGCAUGUCACUUAAACUACCUGAGCCCUGGCUUGCCCUGAAUGUGAAUGGUGUUAAAACAGUUUCUUCAGAGUUGAUCUGGGAGAACCAGUCAUGUAACACACAUGGCUCAGCGGCUUCUCCUGAGGAGGUUCCUGACCUCGGUCAUCCCCAGGAAGCCCCCUCAGGGUGGGUGGACUUCCCUCACCUCUAGAACCCUGCAGACCCCGAAGUACAAUCCUGGUGGUCUGACAGGGACACCCAGCCCAGCCCGGACAUUACACACCACCAGAGUCUGCUCAACAACCUUUAAUGUCCAGGAUGGACCUGACUUUCAAGACAGAGUUGUCAACAGUGAGACGCCAGUUGUUGUGGAUUUUCAUGCGCAGUGGUGUGGGCCCUGUAAGAUCCUAGGACCGCGAUUAGAGAAGAUGGUGGCCAAGCAACAUGGGAAGGUGGUGAUGGCCAAAGUGGACAUUGAUGACCACACAGACCUUGCCAUCGAGUAUGAGGUGUCAGCUGUGCCUACAGUGCUGGCCAUCAAGAAUGGGGACGUGGUGGACAAGUUUGUGGGCAUCAAGGAUGAGGACCAGCUGGAAGCCUUCCUGAAGAAGCUGAUUGGCUGACAAGCAGGAAAGAGUCCUGGCUGCCCUUGCUUGCUGGAGCCUGUUUGGGGAGGAGCCUAGUAGAACUCCCAGCCCUGAGCUGUUAUUCUUCCUGCACUGCCCCUCUGUUUUGUCCCUGUGGGUCCAGCCUUUGGCAACAGAUCUCCAAACCUAGAAGCCACUGAUGCUUCAGAGCCAGCCCUCCGCCAGGGUGACCUGCAGAGAAACAGUGCUGCCAAUGGUGUGCGGUCCUCCUGUGUGCCUCCUACUGUCUGCUCCUCCUAGGCCUGUCACUGUUCCCCUAGAUGCUGAAGGAGCCUGGGCUAGCCUGGAGCCUGGCUGCAAGCUCAGUCCUUGUCCAUAUGGUCCUGAGUUCCUCUGAUCAAUCAGAACCACCAGCCCCACCCUCCUCCCUCUGGCAUUUUCCUCUCCUGUCCUUCUGUGAAAAGAAAAGGAAACCAGAGGCUGAACAAUGGAGAGUAAUGUAUACUUCUCUCAUUUUUUGUAGGUCUAUAAUAAAGAACUUUAUGUGACCCUUCUACCUCUUGCCAAGAAGAGCAAAGCCCAGCCCACACACCAUAGCUGUCCAUUCUCUCCCUUGUCCCCUCCCUGGGUUAGCUGGGCCUUGGUUCUGGUUCCCUGAGCAGGAGGAGGAGCUGUGAAUGAGUCAGACCAAUAAAACCAGGUUUGCACUGCCA
Messenger RNA from Phodopus roborovskii (desert hamster), 1336 nucleotides. It is a transcript of the gene Txn2, whose product is annotated as thioredoxin 2. NCBI's taxonomy places the organism in Eukaryota, Metazoa, Chordata, Mammalia, Rodentia, Cricetidae. The record is from RefSeq and is a predicted model, not a curated record. The coding region runs from base 159 to 659 and encodes 166 amino acids. Gene Ontology annotation, cellular component: mitochondrion. Gene Ontology annotation, molecular function: protein-disulfide reductase activity. Gene Ontology annotation, biological process: cell redox homeostasis. The transcript has 4 exons.